Molecule: messenger RNA, 10631 nt
Organism: Centropristis striata (black sea bass)
Lineage: Eukaryota; Metazoa; Chordata; Actinopteri; Perciformes; Serranidae
Gene: xirp2a
Product: xin actin binding repeat containing 2a
Exons: 13
Coding region: 287-10453 (3388 amino acids)
Biological process (GO): actin cytoskeleton organization; actin filament organization
Cellular component (GO): focal adhesion; stress fiber
Molecular function (GO): actin filament binding
Source: RefSeq, a predicted model, not a curated record
UAAUGACUCCGGGAUUAUUUUUAUUUUAUUUUAUUAUUUUAUUUUAUUAUUUUAACGUCUCCUGAAACAGUCUGAGAGGAGAAAACCGUUACUGGAUAAAAAUAUCUUCACUAGAAAGACUUGUUCUUGGGAACCAGCUGGACCUUUGCCUCCCAGGAAAACCCUGAGAGGAAACGCUGGUGUGGCUCUGAAACCUGAACAAUAAAUCCAGCAUGAUGGAGGGAGGCACACUUCCUCCAACCUGCAGGGAAAAGACGAGGCGAGGAUAUACGGUUUCUCCACAACAAUGGAAAUUCAAUCAGGAAAUGGAGAGGAGGAGGUGUCGGUGGCGACCUCGGGCUCUGUUUCCUCGGCUCCCCCCGGGCCUCAGGUACCGGCUUCAGACGCUGCGGUGCUCCGAGAGGACCUGCAGGCUGCCAAGAGGAUCGAGAGGUUCGACAUACCACUUGAUAAUCUGAAGAGGAUGUUUGAGAAGCCUGCAAACACUGAAGUGACACCUGUACACACCUGCUCCUCCUCCUCCUCCUCUUCCUCGUCUAAAAGAGUGAAGUCUGGCAGUUUCACACACGCCGACCCCACCAUGACCUCCCCGCCGGACCACCAAAGCCUCUCCCCGUCAGGACGUCCCGAGGCCUCCGAGGACGAGCCGGUCUCGGUGAAGGAGCGUCUGGCCAUGUACCAGGCUGCCGUCUCCAAGAAGGAGACCAGCACCUCCUCCUGCUCCUCCUCCUCCUGCCCCGCGGUGAUGGACGAGGCGGAGGCGUGCUCGCUGCCCGGCGGCCUCGCCAGCGUCAAGAAACAGUUUGAGAAGCAGGAGUUCUCCUCUUCCUCCUCUUCCUCACACGCCACCGUCACCCAGGUGCACUACGAGCAGAGAUCUGUGCAGGAGACGUCGAGCUCUUCAGAGGUGACAGUGAGAAGCAGACAGGUUGUUCCCUCUCUGAACCAACACGAGGUGAUCCACGAUCAAAGAGUCCAGCAGAACAACGUGGCUGCCAGUUACGGGAACCAUUACAAUGAAACAGUUAUGCUCGUCGGAGGAGAGGACCUACCAAAGGUUUCCACUCAGGCUUUGAAGCAGCAGUAUGAAAAAACCAUCGAGGAAGCUGCACCAGCCAAGGAAAUUAAGGUUGAAGUGGAUUUCAACCAGUUUCAAUGGGCGCCAAUCAGUCAGUCCUCAAAAGCUUCAACCGUGACGAGCUAUGACACGUCCUCCACUGUUAAAAAGACCGCCCUGGCCUCCUCCUCCUCAGCAGCAGCAUCAUCAUCAGCUGCAGCUUAUGAGACGACCGAAUAUUUCCCUCCUCCGCCAUCAAAUCCGCCACUGGAGUCCCAGGAGUCGCCCCCCCAACAGAAACAAUCUGUGAGCAAAGAGCAGUACUUCAAACACAAGAGUUCGGCCGAGCUGAAGCGUCUUUACAAGCACAUUCACCCGGAGGUUCGCAAAAACCUGGAGGAGGGCUUCAUGAGCGAGCUCACCGAAGCCGAACGGAAGGACCUGGAGAGCGAGGAGGUGGUGGGGGACGUGCAGCAGGCGUGCUAUUUGUUUGAAAACGACGACUCCAGUCGGGGUUCGAGUCCCGACCGAGAGUACCUGGAGUGGGAGGAGAUCCUGAAAGGCGAGGUGCAGUCCAUGAGGUGGAUGUUUGAGAACAAACCGCUGGAUACGAUCAAGGAUGACACUCCGGAGGAGGACGAGGUGAGAAACAUCGCCCAGCAGGAGAUCAUCGCCGGGAAAGACGUCCGACACACGGCGUGGAUGUUUGAAACUCAACCCAUGGACGUUCUGGGGACGGAGGGUUCGGAUUCGGCCGAGCAGUCGCAGAAAUCGUCCGAUCUGGCAAGGGGGGACGUCCGCACGGCCACGUGGCUUUUCGAGACGCAGCCGCUGGAUUAUCUGAAUAAAAUCUACCAAGAAGACGAGCAGGAGACGGAGGUGGUCGCCAACGAAAGCAUCACGGGCGGAGACGUGAAGACGGCGAGGUAUCUCUUCGAGACGCAGCACCUGGACUCUCUGGGCAAGACGGAGACGAUCGAGGAGAGCCACUUCCUCAACCUGAAGUCCGAGCUGGAGGAGAUCAAAGGGGACGUGAAGACCACGACUCGCAUGUUUGAGACUCAGCCCAUGUGCGUGAUCAGGGGGGAUUCGGGCGAGAUGCUGGAGAUCACCACCAUCCGCCGCGAGGAGACGGAGAAAGGAGACGUCAAGACUUCACGCUGGAUGUUUGAGACGCAGCCGCUGGAUAUGAUCAACAAAGACCCUUCGAUGGUGAAGCUGAUCUGCGGGAUAUCGAUGGAGGAUAAUAUUCAAAGCGGGGUGAACAAAGGGAGGUGGCUCUUUGAGACGAAGACCCUCGACACCAUUAACGACGAGGAAUGGGAGAGCUCCAGGAAGAAGAAGGAGGACAUUCUUGGCGCCGAUGUGAGGAAGUACUGCGUGGUCUUUGAGACUCAGGCGAUGGACACGCUGAAAGACAACGCCAACGCUCGGCCUUUAGCUUCGGAGGAGAUCGUCGGAGGUGAUGUUCAAUCGGCCAAACAUCUCUUCGAAACAGUGCCCAUGGAGAACCUGAAAGAGCUGCUGGAAGUGGGGAAACUGAAGAAAAUGGUCGCGUCCGAGGAAGAAAAGGGCGACGUGCGGCAUCAGAAGUGGGUCUUUGAGAGCCAGCCGCUGGAGAACAUCCGGGAGGAGAAGAAGGAGAUCACGAGAACUGUGAACGUGGAAGCUCUCGACAAAGGAGACGUGACGAACUACAAGGAACGGUUCGAGACGAUGGAUUUAAGUCGAUGCGAAGGAAAGCAGAAGAUCCAAGUGGAAGGCGUCACGAGUGGAUCCGUCAAGUCCAACAGAGUCCUUUUCGAAUCCACGCCGAUGUACGCCAUGCAGGACAGCGCCGGGCACUACCACGAGGUGAGGACGGUGAGGCGGGAGGAGAUCGUGAAGGGAGACGUUCGCAGCUGCAGGUGGAUGUUCGAGACACGUCCGAUCGACGAGUUCGACGAGAGCAUCAACAAGUUCCAGAUCAUCAAGGGGAUCUCCAAACAGGAAGUGGAGUCCGGGGACGUCAAGACCGCCAAGUGGCUGUUUGAAACUCAAUCUCUGGAUGCUAUCAAGUGUUUGGAGGAGGAAGAACACAAAACCAAAGAGGAGAUUGAAAUCGAGAAGGGCGACGUGAAGACCUGCAGGUGGCUGUUUGAGACUCAGCCGAUGGACGUUCUGUACGAAAAGGUGGAAAAGAGCGAGACGGACGUGGAGGAGGUGCAGAAAGGCGACGUGAAGACGUGCACCUGGCUCUUCGAGACGCAAACUCUCGACAACAUACGUGAUCACACAGAGUCUGAGACCAUCCUGAAAACCUGCACCGUGAAAGAAGAAGACGUCCAGGGGAAGGAUGUCCGUCUGGCUCGCUUUCUUUUUGAAACGGAGAACCUGGAGAACCUCACGGGGGAGGACGGCGGCUCGUUCAGGAGGGUGACGGAGAUCGACAUCCAGUCGGGCGACGUUUCCCGGAUGAAGUACAUCUUCGAGAACCGUUCGCAGGACAUCAUGAGCUCCACGUCGGAGGAGACGAUGCAGCGGCUGAAGACGCAGCAGGCGGAGGACAUCCAGAAGGGCAACGUGGUCAACAACACGUGGAUGUUCGAGCACCAGCCGAUGGACGCCAUCCACGACGAGGCGACAAAAGAAACCCGCACUGUGAUCGACGUCCAGGGCGGCGACGUGGACAAAGGCCGCUUCAUCUUUGAGACGUAUUCUCUGGAUCAAAUCAAAGAGGAGUCGUCUGAGACGGACAUCUCUAAACUCACGAGUAUCUUUAGAGAAGACGUAGAGAAAGGGGAUGUGAAGAAUUACACCAUGAUGUUUGAAACUCAGCCGCUGUACGCCAUCUGUGACAAAGAAGGACAUUAUCACGAAGUCACGACCGUCACCAAGGAGGAGAUAAUCCGAGGAGACGUGGUCGGGGCUCGCUGGCAGUUUGAGACGAAGCCUCUGGAUUCAAUCAGAGACUCGGAGGAAGUCUACGUUAUCAAAUCCGUGACGGAGGAAGGCGUCAACAAAGGGGACGUCAGCACGGCGAGGUGGAGGUUCGAAACGCAACCGUUGGACGAAAUCACAGAGGAGAUAAAAGUCCGGUCGAAAACGGUCGCGGAUAUCCAAGGAGGCGACGUGAAGACGAACAAGCAGCGGUUUGAGACGGACGAGAUGUCUCAGAAGUACAUCAGGACUGUGAGUGUUAGCGAGAUCCAAAAGGGAGACGUCCGAUCUGCCACGUGGAUGUUUGAGACUCGCACGAUUGAGGAUAUCCGUGGCGAAGGCGCCGAGUACGACGGCAUGGAGAAGGUGACGAAGGAGGAGGUGAUGAAAGGGGACGUGAAGCAGUCGGUGUGGCUGUUUGAGAAGCAGCCGCUCGACAGCAUCCGAGAGAGCGACGGCUCGCAGCUCGUCGUCACCAAAGAGGAAAUCCCGCAGGCGGACGUGAAGUCGACGACGUGGAUGUUUGAAACGACGCCGUUCCACGAGUUCAACGAGAGCAGCACGGAGAAGACGGAGAUCAUCGGCAAAAGCAUCAAAGAGACGCUGGAGGAGCUUUACUGCCAGAAAAUGGUGGAGUCGCAGGGCGUUCUCAUCGAGACGGACGAGAUCGGAGACGUCCGCAUGGCGAAGUACAAACUCAUGAACCAGGAGGCGCCGCAGAUCCAGAAGGAGGAAGUGAUCAGGGGCGACCUGAGCAACAUCAUGAUGAACCUGCUGAACCGCAGGGAGAUCACGGAGCGCGGCAUCACCAUUGACAGGGAGGAGCGCGGCAACAUCAACACCACCGUGCAGCAGCUCUUCAACCAGGAGAAGGGAGUCAACGUGGAGAAGGAGGAGAUCGUCCGCGGCGACAUCCAAGAGGCCGUGAACAACCUGCUGAAGAACGAGGGCUCGGCGAAACGCGGCAUCCUCAUUCAGGAGGACGAGAAGGGAGACGUGAGGCUGACGAUCUACUCGCUGCUGAAUAAAGGCGAGCGGAGGAGCACGGAGAAGGAGGACGUCGUUCAGGGGAACGUGAGCCGAACGCUGCACCGGCUGCUCUCCAACUCGGGCGGGGAGGACUCGAAAAAGAUACGAGUGGGCGACACGGAGAGAGGCAACGUAAGCUUUUACUCCACGUGCAUCGAGUCGGGAGCUCUGGAUUACCUGAAGCAGCUCCAGUACGAACCGGGGGAGUCGGAGGAGAAGGUGGAGAAGGAGCAUAUCAUCGGCGGAGACGUGCACGAGACGAAAAUCCUGCUGCGGAAAAACCAGCAGGAGAUCGGCCGAACGGUGGCGAAGGAUGAUAUUCUUCCCGGAGACGUGAACAGCAACGUUAAAGUCUUCAUGACGGAGCCGUCUGUGACUUACAGGAACCUGGAGAAGAAGGAUAUCGUUAAAGGAGACCUGAACGCGGCCCUGGACUCGCUCAGCCAAGCCAUCAAUCAGAAACUGGUAAUCGAGAAAGAGGAGGUGGUAAAAGGAGACAUCCCUACUACUUUGAAGUCUCUGGAGGAGGCCCAGCAUCAAGCCAAAGAAAUGGAAAAGCCUGAAAUCAUCAGGGGAGACAUCAGAGGUGCUCUGGAGUCACUGGAGAAAUCUGCAGCUAUUGUCGAGCCCACUGUGGAAGAUCUGGUGCCAGGCGAUAUCAAAGGCACCCUGAAGUCCCUGGAGGAGGCCAAACAGGCUGUGAAAGAGGUGGAAAAAGAGGAGAUUCUCAAAGGAGACAUCCACACUGCUCUGCAAAGUCUACACGAGGCCACAAGUGAGAAAAAGAUUUACCAGCAUCAAGUGAGCGAACAAGGGGACGUCAAAGCGACGAUUCAGCUUCUGCUCGAGCCAAACGCCUCGUCCAGGAUGCAGCGCCGCGGGAGCAUCGAAGGAGACGUGAAAACAUCCAUAAAAUGUCUUUAUGAAGGGCAGGAGGCUGCACAGAUGGAGAAAGAGGAGGUGGUGAGAGGGGAUGUUCAGGGGGCGAUAAAGAAUCUAAUGCGGAAAAAACAAUAUUCAAAUCCGAAGCGCGUGCACGCUGCGAAGAAAGCAAAAGUGCCCGUGAAAAAUCAGUUAACUGCAAAGCAAGCGGAGCAUGAAUGCUUACAGGAGGGAGCCAAGAGUGAGAGUGUGAGCCCGGCCCCCGCUGUGACAAAGCUCUCACAGAGCGGUGAGUCACACAAGCACACACAGAGGCACAACGAAAGCAAAGCGGUGAAAACACAGGUAAUAACCCAGGAGGACCAUUCGCUUACCACUGCCAAAACAGACAGCACCACCGGGGCCUCUCAGCACAAGAGCAUGAAGCAGAAAUCUCUGCCCGUGCAGAAAACACAGGCCCCGAAGCCUGCUGUAAUAAAGAGCAAACAAAUGAGUAAUAGUGAUCAAAUAGAGGUGAUGAAGGAGGUGCAGAACACAACACACAGCAGCGUUUCAAGCCGGCAAAUCUGUGAAACAAAGACGACGGUGACGGAGAAAACCGUGGUGCAGAAAUCAGAGCAAACGUCACAGAUUAAAGCUCAGAACGUGAAGAAUUACUGCAACCUGGACAUGAAAGCUAAAGGUGUGAUGGUGAAGAAGGCCAAGCCGGAGAUCCACUUCCCUCCUCCUCCAUCUUCACCUCCUCCUCCCUCCGAGUCGGAGCUCUCCCUCCCUCCUCCUCCCUCGCCCCCAGAGACCCCUCCGUCCAUUAUGAGGCAGGACAGCGACCUCCCGCCUCCUCCUCCUCCUCCUCCUCCGCCGGUCGAAUGUGACUUUUUCCCUCUCCCACCUCCUCCUCCUCCGCCUCAAGACUUUCUCCCCCCACCUCCCUCGCAGCAAGAGCUGAAUGCAAUGCCUCAGCCGCCCCCCGCCAAGCUCGCAAAACCCAUCGGCAAGCCUUUAUUCAAAGUGCCCAAGCAGCCGGAAACACAGAAGCAGCCUGUUCUGGUUAAACCCAAGUGGCAGAAAAAGCAGCCAACACCUCCUCCUCCUCCUCCUCCUCCUCCUCCUCCUCAGCUCCCUCCUGAUCAAGCAGCAACAAAGCGUGAAGAGGAAGUUCAGGUAGUGAAAAAGGAAACUACACAACAACAGAUUGAGACAAGCAAACUGAUUCAGUCUGAAUUAACAGCAACGUCGACAACAAAGAUACCGAGCAAGCCGGCCGUGAAACCGAAAGAAAGCCCGCAGACGCCGAGAAGAGUCCCCGUCCCCCCGAUUAAACUGCCGCCAGCUCCUGAACCCGAAGCCUCAAAGCCUCGGCCUUACCAGCGCAAAUUCAAAACCCCUCUCAUGCUGGCAGAGGAGAGGUACCGCCUGCAGAGGGAGAAGGAAGAAAUGGUGAAGAGUACUGUCACAACUCCAACCUCUCCGCCAAUUAACAUACAAUCCUUUGCUGCUGCGAUUCCUGACGUCUCUGCAGCAAAGAGCAGCGGGACAGAAGUCGCCACGGAAGACACGAAAGCAGAAGAAGUGAAGACGAAACAAGGAAUAUCGCCCGCCAAGAAGAGCCCUUCCCAGAUCCCUUUGAGCAAACCCUCCGCCUCAGUUGUUAAUAAGAAAUCAGCAGAUAAAAAGGUUGCAACAAGCGAGCAUUCUGCAGAGAAAACACUCUCCUCUGCUGAUGUUAAAAAGAGUCAAACUGCAGCCAAAAGUCUCUCUGUUGCUCAGCGCGAGGCCUCCAACUCUGAGCUCCAGUCGUGCUCCAGUGUGGUCACUUCUUCUUCUUCUUCUUCUUCAGUCACGGAGCAGCAGCAGUUCAUUAAGAAAUCCAGCAGCAGCAGCAGGUCUGUCGCCAUCGUCCAGGAAAAUGUAAAUCUUCAAAGCCAGGCUGCGGCGGUCACAUUGAAAGCAGAAGAUGUAAAGAAUAUUAAUGCGCCUCUGACACAGGAGGGGAAAAUGAGCCCCUCUCAGCCCACUAAAAUCCCAAAAGUAACUCCGAGUUUCAAGGUGAAAACUUUCAAGAUGCCGACGGAGAAAAAAGAGGAGAAAAGUGACAUAAAAAAUGAGGCGCAGGUAGAGAAAAGUAACGUGUCGGAAACUAAAGUGGAUCAGAAAUUGACAGCAGCGAGGACGGAGGUGAGCGUGGAAAUGAAAGCCAAAGAGAAAAAAGUAAAGGAAGUGGAGGUUCAGGAGAAAAAGGCGAAGCAGAAGAAUGAGAGGGAGGUAAGGCUGUCACCGUCAGUCACUGUUUUAAUGCCUAAGGUGGCUAAGAUAACAUCUGCAGCAACUCAGCAGGGACAAGGCCACGUUUCUGUCUCUCACAGCCAGCAGAGCGUGAAGACGGAGCACGUCCAGAGACACGAGGAGGUGGUGGUGACGGAGAGCGUCGUGCACAAGCAAAAGCUGCAGAAACAAGAGCUGCACAAGACAGAGCUGCAGAAACAAGAGCUGCAGAAACAAGAACUGCAGAAACAAGAACUGCAGAAAAUUGAGCUGCAGAAACAAAAGUUGCACAAACAAGAGCUGCAGAAACAAAAGUUGCAGAAGCAAGAGCUGCACAAACAAGAACUGCAGAAACAAGAGCUGCACAAACAAGAGCUGCACAAACAAGAGUUACACAAACAAAAGUUGCAGAAACAAGAGCUGCAGAAACAAGAGCUGCAGAAACAAGAACUGCAGAAACAAGAACUGCAGAAACAAGAGCUACACAAACAAGAACUGCAGAAACAAAAGCUGCAGAAACAAGAGCUUCACAUGCAAGAGCUGCAGAAACAAGAGCUGCAGAAACAAGAGCUUCACAUGCAAGAGCUGCAGAAACAAGAGUUGCACAAACAAAUAAAGGUGCAAGGAACAGAGACGAGUAAAGUGCAGAUAAAGGCGGUGAAGUCAAAAGGGGAGACUAAGGUCGUGUCUGUGAAAACGGCCCAUAAAGACGAGGCUGAUUCAGGAGAAAUCACAGAUUUGGAGAAGUGUAAUGUGAUGCAGAAGCUGCUCGCUGAAAUGAAAGAGCUGGAGGGCGCACCGAGCAGAAUAGACUCCAACGCUGUCAGGACGAUUAUCAGCGAGCUGCCUGACUGGGCGAUGGGCUCGGAUGAGAGGAGGAAUUUAAGUGAAAUUGCUAAACAGCAAAGCAAGAAAAAGCUGAGGGAGAUGAUGGUGUACUUGAGGAAUAUUUUUACAGCAAAGGUCACAUUUUUGGAGGAGGCUGUGGAGAAAAGAGAAGAAGGGAGAGAAGAAGUAGAAGGACCGCCGGUGCCUCCGAAACCAGCCACGAAGAUCUCAAAGAUCAGCAUCGGCUCGACGAGGAGCGAGAAGAAGUCUCUGCAGGAGAGGAAAGUCCAGCAGGAGCUGAGCGAGGAGGCGGAGCAGCGAGUCUCCUCCCCGCUGGCGAGCAUCAGAACGCCGUCUCCGACUUUUAUCAGCAUCGAGUCGCGGCGGGUGGACUCCCCGCUCCGAGUGACUCCGUCUCCUCCGCCGUACAAGUGCGUCGGGACGCCGCCGCCUCCUCCUCGCAAGUCCUACACGCCGCUGAGCCGCGCCACGCCGUCGCCCACCCUCAGCCGCUCCGAGAAGCUGAUGAAGCUUCGGGAAACCACCUCCAGGCUCGUGACGCCGCCGCCUCCCGCGCCACCGCCGGCUGAGUUCUUCACCGAACGAGAGCGAGCGUCUCCGUUCAGCGACAGAGGGACUCCGAUACCGAUCGACGUGGCCGAGCUCGGCGACUCCAUGAUGACCGUAAGAGACAAGAAGUCGUUCUUCGAGGAUGCGCAGAAGGCGGAGGUGAGCCGGACGUACAUGCGGAAAGAUCCCAUCGACAUCCCGGAGCGCCUGGGCGCGGAUGCGGAGGAGAGCGGCGGCGAGGCCGUGACGAUCGACAUCCUGAAAGAAGAUCUCCCCAGAGUGGAUUUAUCCAAACUGGUGAACCGGUUUGAGUCCCCGAAACCGAGAGUUUACGCCAGAAAGGAUCCGAUCGUGAUCACGGAGCGGCUCGGCAGCGACACGGAGGACGCCGAGGCCGAGCCGGCGCGCGGAGACGACAUCCCGACGCUCAACGUGAAGGCGAUAAAAGACGUGUUCGAGACGGGGGAGCACGGCUCGCAGGCCGCCCGGGAGCUCCGGGAACAGAUCGAGAGACGGGAGCCGGACUCGGUGUCUCGCUGCUCCGUCAGCGAGCAGUUCUGCAGCGUCGACGAGCUCGGCAACGUGACGACCGAGUCGAUGAGCGAGGUGCUCGGCCGCGGGAACCCUCCGUCCUACGCCGACGUGGUGCGCGGCGCCGUGCCGACGGUGGAGGCGUCCGGCGAGGAGCUGCUCCGGAGCUUCCAGCAGUCGUGGGCGGAGAGCCAGGACGUCUUCCAGAACCUGAACCUGGGCUUCAGCGUCAGCGAGCAGAGGGUGGUCACGCGGCAGCACCACGAGACCGUCGUGACGGAAAAUUCGAGUUCCCGAGUCCGAGCUGUGCAGGGUUUGUCGGAAGAGGGUUUACCCGAUGGAGUCGCUGAUCGCAGACAAACAAAACUUCCAUAAAAGCUGCUUUCGCUGUGAACACUGCAGAGGCAAACUAAGUCUUGGUAACUACGCCUCUCUCCAUGGACGAAUGUACUGCAAGCCACACUACACGCAACUCUUCAAAUCCAAAGGAAAUUACGACGAGGGCUUCGGACAGAAACCGCACAAAGAACUGUGGAGCACUAGGACCCAGGAG